Leishmania braziliensis MHOM/BR/75/M2904 is the source of this 1476-nucleotide messenger RNA. RefSeq lists its product as hypothetical. The record is from RefSeq and is a predicted model, not a curated record. Gene Ontology annotation, molecular function: gamma-glutamylcyclotransferase activity. The coding region runs from base 1 to 1476 and encodes 491 amino acids. The transcript has a single exon. Lineage: Eukaryota; Euglenozoa; Kinetoplastea; Trypanosomatida; Trypanosomatidae.
AUGGACUCGAACAAGCCAAGCAGCUUUCACUACUUCGCCUACGGAACCUAUGUCGAUGCAGCGGAGAUGAAAAAGUGUCUUUCCGCCGUCUCCGGCAGUACAACACCGGUCAUCCACUCCGCUCACCCUGCCCUGCUUCCUGGAUACCGCCUCCUGUGUGAUGCGGUGAGUGCUGAGGGGCCGCGACUGGGCUGCGUCAACAUUGCCCCGCUCAAUCUCGUCGCCCGUGAACCAUCAACCACGCGCCACUCCCCGAGCCCGUGCAGGAGCGAGACGCCACCCGAGUACAAGGCGGCUUUCCGCGAUGGGGUUCGGGGUGUGCUGUACGAGCUUCCCGCCAACAUGCGUGAGCCGCUGCUGCAAGCUGUCGCGCGCGAAGGGUCGUUCAACGUGUACGCCAUGCUCAUGUGCUACAAGAUGAGCGACGUGCACCGAGGCGCGUGGACUCCAGACUCGCAGAUGUGCGAGUCGCUCGUGAUCGCCGCGCUGGACGUGCCUCUGCUGGAGCGCAAGUUCUUCGUGGAGCCCCUCAUGAAGCUGUGCUGGCACCCGCUGCCAAAGCCGCAAGGGGUUCCGGCUCAACCAGGGCUGGUCGCCGCGCUUGCACCUUCCUCCGCUGGCUCACAACGCGGUGCAGAAGCAGUGGAGACGUCGCGCUGGCCUGUGUACCACUGGUGCAAUUGCAUUAACUCUGCGCGGGUUUCGCCCAGCCAAGCGUACGUACAGCUCCUGGAGAAGGCCUACCGUGAGUACCUACACGUGAACAUGGCUGCCGAGCAAGCUGACAGUAGCCUCACUGGAGACACCAGCCGGUGCUCCAGGCCCGGCUCAGCGUCCUCAGAUGGCGGUGAAACCGACUCGUACGCGACAGCGAUGCACCUCAUGGUGUACAAGCAGGCCCGCAAUGUGAACACCGAGCCACAGGAGGUCAAGACUUGGUACUUGGCGUAUGGCUCUAACAUGUCAUGGGAGCAGGUGUGCGUCCGCAUCGGCCCGCCGUACCAGCGCCGUGCCGCAAAGUUGCUCGACUACGUGCUGGUUGCCAAUAAGGUACCCAUCGGCUACCCGAACGGUGAUAACUUCGGGUAUUACAAUGUGGAACCGGUGGUGUUGCGAGAGAAGAAGGCGGCGCAGGGGCUGGUGAAACACCGCAGCACAAUGCCACCUUACGUCUGCGGUGCUGCGUACGAAAUCAGCCAGGCGCAGCUAGAGAUGAUGGACGCCUAUGAAAAAGGCUACUACCGCGAGCUACACCUCUGCACUGACCUACACGAUGUGACGGCGGCGCCACUGGAGUGCUGGACGUACAUUGCACAGGAAACCUCCGAAGAGUUGUUGCCGUCACUCGAGUAUCUAUCGCGCGUCUUGGAGGGCGACGAUAUUCUUCCACUGGAAUACAUGGAGGGUAUCCGUGCCACCCCGACAAAUUCGCAGCGGAGUCCGCGACAGGACAAGCGUCUUCGCAAAGAACUCUGA